AUGUCAUCGGCCAGCACGAGUACACAACCGGCAUGUUUACGUUGUAGAUCCAGAAAGACCAAAUGUCUAGGUAGGAAAGCCGACCAACCAUGUCAGAGCUGCGUGAGUGCGAAUGCCAAAUGUGAGGUCGUACCCCAUCAGAGGGGACGGAAAGUCGGUACGAAACUUUCGGAUAGCGUAAGAGCGAGGUUAAAGAAGAAACGGGUCAAGGUAUCUGAAGAAGAAGUGAAUAACGAUUUCAAGGACAAAGGCAAGGAUAAGGGGAAUGCGAUUCAAGUCUCUUUGGAGUUCAAGACAACCUCUUCCACCUCGUCUUCGUCCAUUCGUCCACACCAGCAUCAACAUCGUCACGAACGUGGAAUCUCCUUGGAGAAUGAUGAUGAUGGAUUGAGAUACCAAGUCAGAGCGUAUCUUCCACCCACGCCCACCUCAAGCAUACGGAUAACCUCUCAUCCCACACCCUAUCAGAGUCAGGAUACGAAGUAUAAUUAUACGGAUAUAGGUCCCUCGAUAAGGAGGACAUCGUCCAUCUCCAAAAUCUUCUCAGAGGAAAAGAGAGAUACAGCCAAGAUUGGUAGCAACACCCAAGGGUUCUCGUUGUGGAGGGAAGAUCCAAUAACGUGUGGGUAUAUUGAUGAAGUCACUGCAAAGGAGUUAUUUCAAUUGUUCAUGGACAAGAUUUCACCCAACGUAUACAUAUUCGAUCCACAAUUACAUACCUAUCAUUACGUUCAGCGCACUUCCUCUUUCCUAUUUUGCGUGAUACUAGCGAUCGCAGCCAAGUUUUCACCAAAGAUCAACUAUUUCACCCACAAGAAGUGUCUGGCUCUGGCAAAAGAUCAAAUAUUGAGAGUAUUCGCAGAUGACAUAAGGUCCGAACAGACUGUCCAAGCUCUGUUCGUCCUGACAGAAUUCAAAGAAGCGGAAAAUGAGAAUGCGUUUCUACUUCUUGGCAUGCUGAGUCGGAACAUUAGUCGGAUGGCAGUCGAUCUCGACUUAUCAUCACCUCGACCAGAUUACGAUGAAAGGCAUAAUAGGAAUCGUCAGAGGAUAUGGCUUGCUUUGUAUGUAGCCGAUAAAAGUUUCAACUACUGUGGUCAAACCGCUAAACCAAGUAUGAUGCCUGAAGAUCACUUGAUACGAUCUAGCGAAAGCUUUAUUUAUUCGCCGAUAUGCAUCGCAGUGGAUUAUCGGCUGGCCAGCAAUGUAUCUCUACGAAGGGUUCUAGCUGUCAGCAUAGAAGCUAUAGAUAAGGAUAACGAGUCUGGACCUGGCAAUUAUGGUCUGGAUCUGCGAUCGGUUUAUCAUACUUUUGAAAAAGAUUCGGAUGCUUGGGUGAAGGUACAGACACAGCGCGAUCCUGAAAUCACAAUCCAUGCUAAUCUCACAGCCUUACAUGCCAAAGUCAUUCGUUCUUUCCGUUAUUCCAACCCAGCCGGUGAUUCUACUGUAGAAGAGAACCAAGAAAGAGAAAGACGAGAAGCUUUGGCAGCUUGUAUUAAUGGUUCUUUGGGCAUAUUGGCUACAAUGUGUGUGUUAAACGAUGAUUCGUUAAGGUAUGCCCCAGAUUCCAAACACCUAUAUUUCGCAUAUGCUUCUUUCUUCCUUUACAAGGUCUUCGAUACCAAAAUUGCGUCUACCAUCCUGGAUCCUCAUUCACUCUCUUACAUAUUUGGCCUGUUCCAAAAGGCAGCAGAUAAAUUGGAACGUCUCACUAUCUCACCUACACAUACCAUCGCUUUUCACUCUGCUUUCCUAAGGCGUUUGAACAGGUUCAACAUUGAAGGAUUUCCUACUGAAACUCAGUCAUCAGCUCAGGAUGGAAUACAUGAUGAUAAUAACAACCUGGAAGACGUACAGACUGUCGCACGAGAGAUCGAUAACAUCCAAGCUCGACCUGCUUUGGCUAUACCUAUGACUGAUACACAAGACAUACACUCCACCAACAAUGAGAGCCUUACGGUCUCCGCGUUGCAACCUGCACUCGACCCGUCGUUGACUUUCUCCUUAGAUCCACUCCCAUUACCAGACUUGGGUAAUUGGUUAUUGGAAAGUACGGAUGAAUCCCUAGGAGCGAAUAUCGAUUGGAACAAUUGGUGGCCUUUUGACGAUGGUCUCUCAACAUGGAAUUUCGAUAAUGCACCUACCGACAUGAACACGAAUCUUGGAAUUUUGGAUCCUAGUGGUGGCGGCAGUGGUAAUGCUGGAUCAUUGGGUAAUGAGGACAAUGAUUGGCAAGGUAUCAUACAAACUUUGUAA
Kwoniella mangroviensis CBS 8507 is the source of this 2259-nucleotide messenger RNA. RefSeq lists its product as uncharacterized. Gene Ontology annotation, biological process: DNA-templated transcription; regulation of DNA-templated transcription. NCBI's taxonomy places the organism in Eukaryota, Fungi, Basidiomycota, Tremellomycetes, Tremellales, Cryptococcaceae. The transcript has 14 exons. The coding region runs from base 1 to 2259 and encodes 752 amino acids. Gene Ontology annotation, cellular component: nucleus. Gene Ontology annotation, molecular function: DNA-binding transcription factor activity, RNA polymerase II-specific; transcription cis-regulatory region binding; zinc ion binding. The record is from RefSeq and is a predicted model, not a curated record.